Messenger RNA from Cryptococcus wingfieldii CBS 7118, 789 nucleotides. Its product is annotated as nicotinamide riboside kinase. Lineage: Eukaryota; Fungi; Basidiomycota; Tremellomycetes; Tremellales; Cryptococcaceae. The record is from RefSeq and is a predicted model, not a curated record. Bases 1 to 789 code for a protein of 262 amino acids. Gene Ontology annotation, cellular component: cytoplasm. The transcript is spliced from 5 exons.
AUGGUCACCCAUAAAGUUGUGCUGAUAGGUAUCGGAGGGGCGAGCUGCUCGGGAAAGACGCUGCUGGCUAAGCACAUCAGCCAAGCGUUGCCACAGAACGCAAUUAUCAUUCACCAGGAUGAUUUCUGUCCUCCCGCGGAGCAAGUGCCCUAUAGCAAAGAGUAUCCGGACCUGCAAGAUUGGGACGACCCAAGUUCCUGCAUUCUUUGGCAAAAGUUGCAAGGCUUUCUGGCAAAAGUCAGACAAACGGGCCGAGUCGAAAGUCACAGCUCGCAUGAUCAUCUGAACAAGCAGAACAAGAUUCCAAUUGACCAAGUGGUGUUUGAACGAUGGGCGGAGGCUUUCAGGAGUCUGGAUGCGGAACAAAGGCAGAAAGGUGUGGAGCUUAUCUGGGUGAUUGUGGAUGGCUUUGUGCUAUACUGGGACAAACUUGUGACAGAUAUGCUGGAUAUCCGAAUAUUCCUUCAAGUGCCUCCCAUCCUGCGACAUGACGAUCGUCACAGGCUGAACUUGGCUACAGAUCCUGAUGAUGCCGCCGAAGGAGGGGUUUGGACAGAUCCGCCCGACUACUUUGACAAGAUCGUCUGGCCCGGAUAUCUCAAGGCUCAUUCCCAUGUGCUUGACGGGCCGGGCUUGACUCAACUCAAACCUGAAUGGGGUCCGAAGGGACUUGAUCUCCAUGUCAUUUGUCCUGGGGAAGGAGCAGAUGGGUUGUCCGAGGCGUUUGGAAAGAGCUGCCAAGCUGUGCUCAAGGGCGUGGAGAGCGGAAAGGGCAGCAUCAUUGCUUGA